Messenger RNA from Ceutorhynchus assimilis (cabbage seed weevil), 5595 nucleotides. Lineage: Eukaryota; Metazoa; Arthropoda; Insecta; Coleoptera; Curculionidae. The record is from the annotation of a GenBank genome assembly.
AUGCAGCCCAUCAACAUGAGCAACAAUCCCCGUUACUCCAUCAGAGACGACAAGCCAGGUUCACUUCAAAUUAAAUCCAGCGAAGAAAAAGAUCACGGAAAAUACGAAUGCGUAGCCGAAAACUCCAUAGGCACAGACUAUUCAAAGUUUGCUAUACUUUACGUUAAAGUGCGCCGCGUAUCGCCGUCGUUCUCCAUCCCGCCGCCGCCAAUCAGCGAAGUUAAAUUAGGCGCCGACCUUAAUUUGACAUGCGUAGCUGUAGGAUCUCCGAUGCCCUUUGUCAAAUGGAGAAAAGGCCCCUCGGAAGAACUUACCCCGGAAGAUAAAUUACCGAUUGGUAAAAACACCUUAGAACUGAAGAAGAUCGAGGCUUCGGAUAAUUAUACUUGCAUUGCUGCCAGCGCUCUGGGGAUUGUUGAAGCUGUUGCUCAUGUUAAAGUACAAUCAUUACCGGGACCACCGACAAACGUACGAGUAUCAGAAAUCACUGCGACUUCAGUGAGACUGACCUGGUCUUACACUGGACCAGAAGACUUGCAAUACUACGUCAUCCAGUUCAAACCGAAAUACGCCAAUCAGGCUUUCAGCGAAAUCAGCGGCAUCAUCACCAUGUACUAUUCCGUAAGAAAUUUGAGUCCUUACACCGAAUAUGAAAUGUUCGUGAUUGCGGUUAAUAACAUUGGACGAGGGCCCCCUAGCACUCCUGCAGUAGUAACCACAGGAGAAACAGGCAACAUUUCUUUUGGAGGUGCCAAAUCUGGAACUGCUCCUCGAAACAUCCAAGUGCGGCCUCUCAGCUCGAGCACCAUUGUUAUUCAGUGGGACGAACCGGAAACCCCGAACGGACAAGUAACGGGCUACAAAGUCUACUACAGCACCGAUUCCCAGCUGCUGAUGGCCCAAUGGGAAUCGCAAGUGGUCGACAACAACCAGCUGACCACGAUUAGCGAGCUGACACCUCACACCAUCUACACGAUUCGCGUGCAGGCUUUUACUUCCGUCGGUCCCGGACCUCUUAGUGCUCCGGUGCACGUCAAAACUCAACAAGGUGUUCCUAGUCAACCGGGUAGCCUGCGCGCUUCUGACAUUGGCGAAAGUAUGGUGACACUCCAAUGGAGUAAACCCACGCACUCCAGCGAGAGUAUCAUGAGCUACGAGCUUUACUGGAAUGACACCUACGCCAAAGAACAACACCAUCGUAGAAUACCCAUCUCCGAGUCCUACAUAUUGACUGGACUGUAUCCGAACACGUUGUAUUAUGUAUGGCUGGCUGCGAGGUCUCAGAGGGGCGAGGGAGCCACUACGCCCCCUAUACCCAUCCGAACUAAGCAGUAUGUACCGGGCGCACCGCCGGGGGAUGUACAAGGGAAAGCGGUAAGUCCGACGACCAUCAGAGUGCGGUGGGAUCCGCCGCCAGCCGAUCGGAGCAACGGCAACAUAAUUUACUACAAGCUGCAUUUCGUUGAGGCCGAUCGUUCCGAUGGCGAGGCGACGAUUAACAAAAUGAACGCCACUGAGUUCGAGCUAGACGAGCUGAAACGCUGGACGACUUAUCGUAUCUGGGUGCUGGCUGGGACGUUGGUGGGUGAUGGGUCCGCCUCCUACUCGAUCACCAUCCAAACGCUAGAAGAUGUGCCCGGCGAUCCGCAGGACGUCAAAGUGACGCCCAUCAAUUCGACCAGCAUAAAAGUGAACUGGAAACCACCACAAAUCGGGAACCGCAAUGGUAUCAUUUUAGGGUAUCACGUGCACGUGCAGGAAGUUAAAGACGAGAGUGGAAGUUUCCUUAACGAGCCGAUGCGCUUCAACGUCCUUGGUGACCAAACGUUAGAACUGAACAUUACCAGUCUUCAACCAGAUACCACCUAUAAUGUUCAAGUGGCCGCUUUAACCAGAAAGGGAGAUGGUGAUCGAAGUAGUCCUGUCAACGUCAAAACGCCAGGAGGUGUUCCCACUCGACCUGCACUAACCUUAAAAAUAAUCGAAAGAGAUCCAGUAGUGACCAUCGAGCUGGAAUGGUCUAAACCUUCGCAAACUUACGGUGAACUGAAAGGAUAUCGCUUGAGAUACGGAGCUAAAGAUCAGCUGCUCAAAGAUGUUCAUUUGAAAGAUACUAGCUACCGGAUGAACGAUUUGGAACGUGGUGUAGAAUACGAAUUUCGAGUCGCAGGCCUUAACCACAUCGGUUCAGGCCAGGAAUCCAUCAAAUACUUACGCACCCCGGAAGGUCCUCCCACAGGACCGCCCACAAAUAUUACCUAUCGCUUCCAAACUCCCGACGUGGUGUGCGUGACAUGGGACCCACCUACCAGAGAGCACUGUAACGGUCAAAUAGUCAAGUACGACAUUGAAUUUCACAAAAAAUCGGAUCACAGCAACGUAAUUUCCCGUAACGUAACAAAAACCAAGGCGGUGUUUACCAAUUUAGAAGAAAACACCGAAUACGUGUUCCAUGUUAGGGCCUAUACCAAUCAGGGAUUCGGACCGAACAGCGAAAAGCAAACCAUACAAACCGAGAAGGAUAUAGCUAGAGCACCAAUGGCAGUUAAAGCUAUGGCUACCUCAGAAUCUAGCGUUGAGGUGUGGUGGGAGCCGGUGCCUUCUCGAAACAAAGUGAUCGGCUAUCAAAUAUUUUACACCAUGACAGCUAUCGAGGACUUAGACGCGUGGCAACAAAAAACCGUGGGCCUCACCAACUCGGCCGAUUUAGUCAAUUUAGAAAAGUAUGCCCAAUACGCCAUUGCUGUGGCAGUCAGAACACAAAGCGGCUUGGGAAGACUAUCAGAAAAAGACACAGUCAAAGUAAAACCGGAAGAUGUGCCCCUCAACCUGCGAGCCCAUGAAGUUACUACACAUUCCAUGACUUUAUCCUGGUCGCCACCAAUCAGACUAAACCCUAUCAAGUAUAAAAUUUCGAUUGACGGCAUCAAAGAGUUUGUAGACUCACAAGGCAUUACUCAAACCCAAAACAUACCAAGAGUCGAGAAAUUUGUUAUUGACGAAGUUAAAUCGCACACGAUAAACGAACUGAGUCCUUUUACCACUUACAAUGUUAAUGUGAGCGCCAUACCUAGCGACCAUUCGUAUCGUCCUCCAACCAAAAUCACUGUAACAACGCAAAUGGCUGCUCCACAGCCAAUGGUGAAGCCAGAUUUCUAUGGCGUGGUCAAUGCGGAGAUUCAUGUAAUCUUACCUCAAGCAUCCGAGGAAUAUGGUCCUAUUAGCCACUAUUAUUUAGUGGUUGUGCCAGAAGAUAAGUCAACCAAACAGAAAAAUCCGGAUCAGUUUUUGAACGAUGAUCUUUUGGAUAACAUUAGAAGGGUAUCUGAAGAUCCGACACUUCCCUACAUAGCUGCCAAAUUCCCACAGAGGAGUAUUCCUUACACCUUUCAUUUGGGCACCGGCGAGGAAAUGGAAGGGUUGGCGAAUUUUAAGUUGAAGCAUGGCAAGAGAUACAGGAUUUUCGUUAGAGCGGUGGUGGAUACGCCUCAGAAACAUCUCUACACCAGCAGUCCAUUUUCCGAAUUUCUCUCCUUGGAUAUGCGUCCACCUCCACCCGGAGAGCCUCCAAUUAGGCCCAACCCCAACGCUCCCACCGAUAACGACGUGAAAGUGAGCUCGCAAAGGAAAGAAGCCACCCAUAUUUGGGUUAUUGGUCCAGUGAUAUCCGCAAUUGUCUUGAGCUUCAUCAUGGUAAUUUUGUUUAAACUGCGUCGUAGCAGACAACCGUGCAAAGCUUCCGAUCAGGCUGCUGUCACCAAGCCCCUUAUUCCUGCCGACUUGAACGGCAGCAUAGCUCCUAGUGACCCUGUGGAACAGAGACGUUUAUACUUCCAAACACCCGCCAUGAUGUCACACCCUCCUAUUCCUGUGUCGGAACUUGCCAAUCACAUCGAACGACUGAAAGCCAACGACAAUCUGAAGUUUUCGCAGGAGUACGAGAGUAUCGAGCCUGGUCAAACCUUUACGUGGGAGUUUUCCAAUAUGGACGUCAAUAAGCCAAAGAAUAGAUACGCUAACGUUAUUUCUUAUGAUCAUAGUCGCGUGAUACUGCCCACUGAAGAUGGCCGAAGAGGCUCCGAUUACAUUAAUGCCAACUACUGUGACGGCUACAGAAAGCACAACGCCUACGUUGCAACGCAAGGGCCGUUGCCGGAAACGUUUGCCGAUUUUUGGAGGAUGUGCUGGGAAUUGAAAUCGGCCACGGUGGUGAUGAUGACCAAGCUCGAGGAACGCACCAGGAUAAAGUGCGAUCAGUACUGGCCGACGAGAGGCACCGAAGUCUACGGCUCGAUGUGUGUGACCAUAUCGGAUGUACAGGUGCUUGCCACCUAUUGUAUACGAACCUUUCAAAUCCAGAAAGAAGGAUACUCAAAUACUAGGGAGGUGAAACAGUUGCAGUUCACCGCUUGGCCUGACCAUGGAGUUCCAGAGCAUCCUGCUCCGUUCAUGCAAUUUUUGAGGCGGGUGCGCAGUUUGAAUCCGAUGGAAGCCGGACCGAUUUUGGUGCACUGCUCCGCGGGCGUGGGAAGGACAGGCUGUUUUAUCGUCAUCGACUCUAUGCUGGAACGAAUGAAGCAUGACAAGACUGUGGAUAUUUACGGGCAUGUUACUUGUCUUCGGGCCCAGAGAAAUUAUAUGGUACAAACCGAGGACCAGUACAUUUUUAUCCACGAUUCGCUUUUAGAGGCUUACAUUUGCGGCGCGACCGAGGUACCGACCCGAAAUCUGUACCUUCACAUUCAGAAACUGAUGGAGCUGCAACUGGGCCAAAAUAUGACCGGCAUGGAAUUGGAAUUGAAAAAGCUAGGAAACAUUAAGACUGAUUCUUCUCGUUUCGUUUCUGCAAACUUACCUUGUAAUAAGCACAAAAAUAGAUUAGUACAUAUCUUACCUUAUGAAAGCACGCGGGUUUGUUUGCAACCUAUAAGAAAUAUCGAUGGUUCUGAUUAUAUAAACGGUAGCUUUCUUGAUGGAUAUCGGUACCACAAAGCGUACAUUGCCACACAGGGACCAUUACCCGACACCACUGACGAUCUGUGGCGUAUGCUUUGGGAACACAAUUCUACUAUCAUCGUAAUGUUGACUGAACUUAAGGAAAUGGGAAGAGAAAAGUGUCAUCAAUAUUGGCCGAGCGACCGAUCGGUCCGUUAUGGAUGCUACGUCGUAGACCCGAUAGCCGAAUACAAUAUGCCGCAGUAUAUUUUGCGAGAAGUUAAAGUUACGGACACGCGAGAUGGAUCGUCGAGGACGAUGCGACAGUUUCAGUUCACGAAUUGGCGGGAACAGGGGGUGCCCAAGUCUGGGGAAGGUUUCAUCGAUUUUAUCGGACAGGUGCACAAGACCAAGGAACAGUUCGGACAAGAAGGACCGAUAACUGUGCAUUGCAGUGCUGGUGUUGGAAGAACGGGCGUGUUUAUAGCAUUGAGUAUAGUUUUGGAAAGGAUUCAAUACGAAGGUGUGGUUGACGUGUUCCAAACUGCCAGAAUUUUAAGAACUCAAAGACCUGCUAUGAUACAAUCAGAGGAUCAGUAUCAGUUUUGUUAUCGAGCAGCACUCGAAUAUCUGGGAUCGUUCGAUCAUUACAGAAACUAA